Messenger RNA from Papilio polytes (common Mormon), 3024 nucleotides. It is a transcript of the gene Nab2, whose product is annotated as zinc finger CCCH domain-containing protein 14. Gene Ontology annotation, biological process: regulation of mRNA stability. Gene Ontology annotation, cellular component: nucleus; cytoplasm. The record is from RefSeq and is a predicted model, not a curated record. Lineage: Eukaryota; Metazoa; Arthropoda; Insecta; Lepidoptera; Papilionidae. The transcript has 11 exons. The coding region runs from base 212 to 2968 and encodes 918 amino acids. Gene Ontology annotation, molecular function: poly(A) binding.
GUGUCAAAUGAAAUAAAAUAGAAUUAUGGAUAGAAAUGGAUGUUUCUUUGAUUAUGAAAAAAUGUUGAAUUUGGCAAAUGAUUCACUGUCUCUAGUGGAUUAGUAGUUUAUAUUUACGUAAUAGAUGUUACAAAAGCUAAAUAUACAUAAAAGUUGUGUAUAAAUCUGAAGAUUUGACGUUAAGUUAAACAGUAAAUAAGACAAGCGAAAAAUGGAUGUUGUCGGCAGUGAAAUAGGGCAGAAAAUGCGGUCUGCCAUCAAAGCCAAACUUACGGAAUUAGGAUGUUAUGUUGAUGAUGAGUUGCCAGAUUAUGUGAUGGUGAUGGUAGCCAACAAACGAACCCGAGCUCAAAUGGAUGAAGAUCUCCAGCUGUUCCUAGGGGAUAAUACGGAGCUCUUUGUAAACUGGUUACAUCAGGUGCUUAAGAAGUUGCAGGAGGUACAAGUCACAGCUCCACUGAGAGUAGAAACUGAAAAGGUGAAAGAAAGAUCAAAAUCUAAGGAGAGGAAGCCCAAAGAGAAGAAAGAAAAAGAAAAACUAAAAAAGAGUGAUGCGGGUAAAAAAACAAAAAAGAAGGAGAAGGAAAAAACGCACAAAAAGAAGGAAGAUAAGAAAGUACAUAAGGAAAAAAGAAAGAAUAAACAUAAUGAAAGUAUCCGACCGAAUAUACCACCAAUGCUUAUGAAUAUGGAAAAACAUUCAGAGCCAUCAAUUACAGAUGUGUUUGCCGGACAGAUAUUAAAAAACCAUGGAAUAACAUUAGGUCAUAAACACGAUAUAACACAGAUUGAUGCACUUUUACUUAAAGAAAAGAAACCAAUUUUACCUAUAAUAGAUCCUGCGUCAAUACCAUCACAAUCAGAACCCUCACCAGAUGAGGAUGAUAAGAACGCUGCUAGAGAAGAACAAAUAAAAGAAGUACAUGACAUUGAAGCUAAAAUAAGCGGCUUGAAGAAGAAACUAGCAGACCAAUUGGAUACAAUGUCUGAAGAUGAAGACUUCCUCAAUAUUAGAACUGAAGCGGAAGAGCUUUUGAAUGAUUUUGCUGAAGAUGUAUUUCAGGAAAUUUCACAAACAGCACCAGUAACGACUCCGCCUCUCGAUUCUCGAAAGUCUCCGAUAUCACACGCUCCUGCACCACUAAUUCAAACUCCAAAAGUCCUUCCUAGAGACCUCCCAAAAGACACUUCCAAAAACAUAUCCAAGGAAUUAUCAAAAGAUUUGCUCAAAAAAACACCAAAAGAACCUGUUGAUAUUCUUCCCCAUAUCGAAUUAAAUCUGCCCAAAAGACCAAUUAGAGAGAGACUUGGAGUUCGUGGGACAACUAAGGAGUCAGCGGAAAACAAAGAAAAGGACAAAAAUAAGGCAAAAUUGCCCACAAGUCCUGAAAGAUUAACGCCCGAGAGACAGCCUGAAAUGAAACCGGAACAAACUGCGAAGAAGUAUUCUGGUGGUACACCUGAACGGCCAUGGAGAAGUUCUGUUUCAGAUGAAUCUUCAGUAGAAAAACCUGAACAGAAUAAAAGACCGAUUUCAAAGUAUGUUAAACUCAUAUUGUUGUUUACAAAAACUGCUUUGUUAGGAUUUUUUCUACAGGCUCCACCGAAGAUAGAACCACAACAGCGUAAGUUACAGCGCGCGUUGGUCCUGCCGAUGCGACGCUGCAUUGACAAUCAGAAGAUUGUCAUCCAAGUGCCCAGAGACGUGCAGACUGACACAAACACUAAUAUCACUACUGAUUUGGAAAACAAUGGAGAGAAUAAAAACAAGUCAUCAAAUAAUAUAGUGAAUAGAGAAGAUAAGGAAAUAAUAUCGCCAGUUCAUAUAACUAAAGUAAUUAAUAACACGGACUAUGUCCCGGAUAGGACUGCCAGUAAGCGAGACGACACACUCAUCAUUGAAACAAAGAAUAAACAGAAGUCGAAUUCAAAAAAACAUAGAAAUACUCAAUUUAUUGUAACAAUGGAUGGCUUCCAGCCCAACACAUUCCUUGCAAAGAAGCUCAUGAUGGAGGGAUUACUAGAUGAAAAUGAUGAGCUUGCAAAAACAGCACUGCCUAAACCGGCAAAAAGUGUGUUGAUCACCAAGGAAACUGAAGAGGCCAAAGAAAAAGAAAACAAUGAAACAGUUCAAGAAUAUGAAAACAAAGAAGAUGAAAUAAUGCAACAAGAGUCACCAGCAACAGAAAAUUUAACAAGAAAACUAAGUGAUUCAAGUGAAAUAUCCAAGAUCGAACCAAGUGAUGUAGAAAUUAAAGCAUUAAGUGAUACAAGUGAUAAAUGUGAUAAUCAAAAGAAAAGAUUAAGUGACGCAAGUGAGGAAAGUUACACACAAGUUAUAAUAAAAACAGAACCCCAAGAGACGGGAGAGAAAAGAAAGAGUGUCGAUGGAAGUGUUAGUGAUGAGAAUUCUGAAAAAAUGUUGACACCACCUAUUAAGAAAAGAAAAGCUUCGCCUAUCGUUUUUAAUAUAGAUAAGAAAGAGAAAGAAACAGAAAGGGCGAGAGAGCGGACGCAGAGUGCGAGCAGUGAUGGCCAUGUGACCAUCACCACCUCCGCUAAUUCUCAUAAGUUUGAUUCUGUACCACCCUUGAGUGUAGCGGAACGUAAGUUAGUAUGGUGCCGUGCGUUUCCGUUGUGUCGCUACGGGUCUGCGUGCGCGUUCGCUCACCCGCGCUGCAAGUUCGCUGCGGGCUGCACGCGCCGCGCCUGCGUCUACUCGCACUCCCCGCACUCCCCGCCCGCCUCGCCGCCUGCUAUCGCAUCUCACGUAGUACCCGCAGCGAACUAUAAAACAAUAUCAUCAGUGGGUGCGAUCAGUAUUUGUAAAUACUACCCUAAUUGUGUGAACCCCGGCUGCCACUUCUACCACCCGAAGCCGUGCCGCUACGGCAAGGCGUGCGGCAACAAGCUGGAGUGUAACUUCUACCACAACGACGCGCCCGCCGCCAAAUGGAAAUAUGCGUAGUACGAAGUAUUAAAAUGUACACAUUAAAGUGGAAUUAUAAAUGUUUUUUAAUUUAU